AUGGGAUGCUUCAAACCCCGCUUCUUCUCGUCAUCUUCUGGGCUCCCCCAGGGGGCCCCUUGUGAAGCAGGGAGGAGCCGCAUACGAAACAUUGGGAUCAGUGCACACAUAGAUAGCGGAAAAACAACCCUCACUGAACGUAUUCUUUUCUACACGGGGCGUAUUGCGGAGAUCCACGAGGUGAGGGGUUCCGACGGAGUUGGGGCGAAGAUGGACUCGAUGGAACUCGAAAGAGAAAAAGGGAUAACGAUUCAGUCGGCCGCGAGUUACUGCUCGUGGGAACUUCCCGAUGAGCCCUCUGGGGCGCCCUCUGGGGAGCCCCUUGGGGUGGGCCUGAGGGGUUCCUACACGGUGAAUUUAAUCGACACCCCUGGCCAUGUAGACUUUACUGUCGAAGUGGAGAGAGCGCUGCGAGUGCUAGAUGGUGCAGUUCUAGUGGUUUGCGGGGUUGCCGGCGUGCAGAGCCAAACCCUAACGGUGGACAGGCAAAUGCGAAGGUACGGGGUGCCUCGUUUGAUAUUCGUGAAUAAAUUGGAUCGUGAUGGAGCCGAUCCGUGGAGGGCGCUGGUUGGUAUUCGCAAGCAACUCGGCAUCAAUGCUUUUCCUCUCCAAGUCCCGAUAGGCACGGAGGGGAAACAUCAAGGGGUUGUGGACUUGGUAACAUUUGAGGCAGUUUAUUUUCGAGGAGAGAAGGGCCAGCAGGUGGAGAGGACGUUGGAUAUUCCUUCACCACUGCUGCAGGAGGCGAGGCAGAGGCGCAGUGAGUUGAUAGAGGCUCUCGCGGAGAAGGACGAGGCCUUGGCUGAGGUGUACAUAGAGCUCGGCGACAAUGUGCAGCCUGCAGACCUCCACCAGGCCAUUCGAAGGCAAACCCUUAAACACGCAUUCGUCCCUCUCCUAAUGGGGUCUGCAAAAGGCAAUAAAGGCGUGCAGCCUCUCCUUGACGCUGUUUGCCGCUACCUGCCAGCACCGCAUGACCGGCUUCAAGUGGCGAAAGAUUUGGAGAGGGGAGAGGAGGAAGUUGAGCUCUCUUGUGACCCAAAGAAACCGCUUGUGGCGAUGGCAUUCAAGAUACAAGAAUUGCCCGUCGGGCAGCUGACGUAUCUCCGUUUAUACCAGGGGUCGUUGCGUAAAGGAGAUUCGGUUGUGGAUUUGAGCAGCGGGAAGAAGCAACAAGUGAAACGGCUGCUGCGCAUGCAUGCAGACGAGGCACGGGAGGUGCAGCAAGCAACAGCAGGAGACAUAGUAGCGGCUGGGGGGCUGUUCUGCCAUUCAGGGGUAACAUUGACAGACGGCCGUACGCAGCUGGCCCUCAACUCCAUGCAUGUGGCUGAACCAGUGGUCUCUUUAGCGGUCCGAGUUCAGAAAAAGGACCAUCAAAGCAAGUUCUCAAAGGCUCUUAACAGAUUUCAGCGCGAAGAUCCCACUUUUAGAGUAGCACAGGACAAAGAAUCGCAAGAGACCAUAAUAUCCGGUAUGGGGGAGCUGCAUCUUGAUAUCUACCUGCAGCGCAUGCGCCGCGAGUAUGGCCUAGAGGUGGCUGCAGGGCGACCUGCUGUGAACUAUCGCGAGUCGCCAACACAGCGCGCUCUCUUUGAUUUUACCCACAAGAAGCAGACAGGAGGCGCAGGGCAAUUUGCUCGCAUCAGUGGAUACUUCGAACCUCUCCAGCAACAAACAGAUCUUACGGACCCCAACAAACCAAAUGUCUUCGUUAAUGAAGUC
Messenger RNA from Eimeria maxima, 1725 nucleotides. Its product is annotated as elongation factor G, putative. The record is from RefSeq and is a predicted model, not a curated record. Lineage: Eukaryota; Apicomplexa; Conoidasida; Eucoccidiorida; Eimeriidae. The transcript is spliced from 8 exons. Gene Ontology annotation, molecular function: GTPase activity; translation elongation factor activity; GTP binding. The annotation marks the transcript as partial.